AUCAUGUGCUGUUCGUUGGUUUCUGAGGCUGACCUGGGCCGCAUUCCGGCGGGUCAUCUCUCCACACACACGGUGCUAUGCCUGCUUGUUUAAGCUUGUCAGGACGAUUUCCCGGCCCCAAUCUACCUAAUUCGGGCUUAUCAGAUGAGAUCAGGAAUAUCGGUUCCUCAGUAAUGAGUCUCUUGGAGUGUGGCAGUGCUGGUUCGGCCGGGGUUUGAGUUCUUUUGCUUUUGCCGCUCUGUCGGAAAGUGGAGAGCUAUGAUGAAGGUGAGGUUGGAUGGUCAAGCUUGAAAGAGGUAGCCCGGCGAAAGCUGCCCUUGGAAGAGUAUUCAUAUUCUCUGGGCGCCGCUUAUUCGGCACGUCUUGCUUUCGAGCUCGACAGCACUUUCUCUUUUUCUGCCGGGCUGUACAUGACAUCCCUUCAUGAUGGCUGACAAGUUUCUCAGCCCCAACCCCCCACAUGCGGACUCCCGUUCACGGGCCACGAGUGAUGCCGACACUAUUGCCCCGGAUGGGUCCAAUCCGUUUCUCACGCCGUCCGGGACCACCGCUGCCCCCAGUACCGCUGGUGCGAGCCUCGACCUUGAAGAUGUUGAAUCGUCUUUGAGGCCUGACCCAGGCACGGAGCGCGACUUUCACGUGGACAACAACCCCUUCGCGUUUUCCCCUGGUCAACUCAACAAAUGCUGAAUCCCAAGUCCCUCUCAGCAUUCAGGGCGCUCGGCGGGCUCCGAGGUAUUGCUCGUGGCGUUCAGACCGAUGUACGCAGUGGUCUCAGCGUCGACGAAGCAGGCGUCAGAUCAAGAAUCAGUUUUAAUGAAGCAGUCGACAACCACAACGAUAGCAAACCGGUUUCACCAACGACAGAGAAGCAUGUGCCGUCUUCUGGAGCACCGUUCGUGGACCGUACCCGUGUUUACGGUCGCAACGUACUGCCGCCAAAGAAGCCCAAGUCGAUCUGGAAGCUCAUGUGGAUUGCGUUCAAUGAAACGGUACUUAUCCUCUUGACGGUUGCCGGAGUCAUCUCUCUGGCCCUCGGACUAUACGAGACACUCGGCGUUGAAAGGCCUGCAGGCGCACCGGCUUCUGUCGACUGGAAGGAGAAGGCAUUCGUCAGGUUGAACACCAAGAAGGAUGACCGUCAAGUCAAGGUCAUUCGUUCCGGGAAAUCAGUCAUGAUCAAUGUCAACGAGAUCCUGGUAGGCGAAGUGCUCCAUCUGGAGCCUGGCGAUAUGGUCCCUGCCGAUGGAAUCCUAAUCGAAGGACACGAAGUCAAGUGCGACGAAUCUUCGGCUACUGGUGAAUCCGAUGUUCUCAAGAAGACUGCUGGCGACCAAGUCAUGAAGCUUCUGGACUCUAAACACAACAAUCAUGACGACCUGGACCCCUUUAUCAUCUCAGGAUCCAAAGUCCUCGAAGGUAUGGGAACCUACGUUUGCACCUCUGUUGGUGUCCACAGCAGCUUCGGCAAGAUCAUGAUGUCUGUACGGUACGAUAUCGAAGCUACACCUCUACAAAAGAAGCUUGAACGCCUUGCCAUCGCCAUCGCCAAGCUCGGUGGAGGUGCAUCGGCUCUGAUGUUCUUCAUCCUGCUUUUCAGAUUCGUUGCCAGUCUUCCUGGUGAUGACCGACUGCCUGCUGACAAGGCGUCGACUUUCAUGGACUUGCUUGUCGUUGCUAUUGCCAUCAUUGCUGUAGCAGUACCUGAAGGCUUGCCGCUGGCCGUCACUCUUGCCCUCGCGUUCGCGACAACGAAGCUGCUCAAGGAGAAUAACCUCGUUCGCGUACUUCGAUCUUGCGAAACCAUGGGUAACGCAACGACAAUCUGCUCGGAUAAGACAGGCACUCUGACAACAAACAAGAUGACGGUCGUGGCCGGCACCUUCUCCACCACUAGCUUCACUGCAUUGUCCCAGUCCGACAAUGAGAAGACAUCGGGGACACCUCACGUCACUGCAUGGGCCGCUGGCUUGCCUACAGGAACCAAGGAACUUAUCGUUCAGUCGGUUGCUGUGAACUCCACGGCCUUUGAGGGUCAAGAGGAUGGUCAGGCAACUUUCAUCGGAUCUAAGACCGAGACAGCCCUCUUACAGUUGGCGAAAGAUCACCUUGGUCUCCAGUCGCUUGCUGAGGCACGCGCCAAUGAGCAGGUCGUUCAGAUGCUUCCCUUUGACUCCGGAAGGAAGUGUAUGGCCGCGGUCAUCAAACUUCGCGACACCUCGAAGGGAUAUCGUGUGCUGGUCAAGGGUGCCUCUGAGAUUAUGCUUGGGUACUGUUCAUCUAAGACUCAGCUGGAGAAUUUGACUGAAGAGCCCAUGACGGUCACCGAGCGACAAUCUCUCGAAUCAACCAUCAACGAAUACGCUCGACGAUCCCUCCGGACCAUUGGCAUCGUUUACAAGGACUACCCCCAGUGGCCGCCUGCAAACAUGCCUUCAGAAGAUGGGCACGUCAAGCUUGAGUCUCUACUGACGCCUUCUGACCUAGUGUUCCUCGGCAUCGUUGGAAUUCAAGAUCCCGUCCGAGAAGGUGUUCCCGAGGCGGUCAGGCUUGCGCAGCAUGCUGGCGUCACAGUCCGUAUGGUCACGGGCGACAACAUCGUCACCGCUCAAGCUAUCGCCACAGAGUGCGGCAUCUUCACCGGCUCUCAGGGAGUGAUCAUGGAAGGACCAGCUUUCAGGAAGCUUUCUGAUGAGGACAUGAAUAACAUUCUUCCUAAGCUACAGGUAUUGGCUCGUUCGUCUCCUGAAGACAAGCGGAUUCUCGUGACGAGAUUGAAGGCGCUUGGAGAGACGGUCGCUGUCACAGGUGAUGGUACGAACGAUGCUCCCGCACUCAAGGCCGCAGAUGUCGGCUUUUCGAUGGGCAUCUCGGGCACCGAAGUGGCCAAGGAGGCUUCCGCAAUUGUUCUCAUGGAUGACAACUUCGCAUCGAUCGUGACUGCACUCAAGUGGGGUCGCGCAGUCAAUGAUGCCGUUCAAAAGUUCCUUCAAUUUCAAAUUACCGUCAACAUCACUGCUGUUCUCUUGGCGUUUAUAACAGCCAUGUAUGACCCUCAUAUGGAGCCGGUGCUGAAAGCUGUUCAACUGCUUUGGGUCAACCUCAUCAUGGACACAUUUGCUGCGCUUGCACUGGCAACGGAUCCUCCGACUGACAAGAUUCUCGACCGCCCUCCUCAAAGAAAGGAUGCACCACUUAUCACGAUCAACAUGUGGAAGAUGAUUAUUGGACAAGCCAUUUUCCAGCUCAUCAUCACACUCACCCUUUACUUCGCCGGCCCCGAGAUUCUCAACUACGACAGAAAUAGCGAGGAUCAAAUGCUUCAACUCGAUACGGUCAUUUUCAACACCUUUGUCUGGAUGCAAAUCUUCAACGAAUUCAAUAAUCGACGCCUCGACAACAAGUUCAACGUGCUCGAGGGUGUCCACCGCAACCAAUUCUUCAUUUUCAUCAACCUCCUGAUGGUCGGUCUUCAGGUGGGAAUAGUGUUUAUUGGCGGUCGCGUGUUUGAGAUCAAGGAGGGUGGCCUCAACGGAACUCAGUGGGCUAUCUCCGUCGUGAUCGCCCUCAUGUCUUUGCCAUGGGGUGUGCUGGUUCGUAUUUUCCCGGAUGUCUGGUUUGAAAGAGUGGCUGUUUUCGUCGGAAAGCCUUUCGUACUGGUGUACAGAUUCCUCGGGAGAAUGUUUGCUCCUGUUGGCCGACUGUUUAAGCGAAAGCGACGAGAUGCUACCGCAGCAGAUGAAGAAGUACCUGCUACAAUUGUUGUCGCCCCACCCGAGGAAAAGGGGCAGCAGCUUUGAUGGAAACCCCCAUAAGCGGAAAGUGGCAUGGCAUGGCAUGGUAGAGUAAGGCACGG
This is a messenger RNA of Colletotrichum scovillei, 3856 nucleotides long. RefSeq names its product calcium-translocating P-type ATPase. Gene Ontology annotation, cellular component: membrane; intracellular membrane-bounded organelle. The transcript is spliced from 6 exons. The coding region runs from base 684 to 3800 and encodes 1038 amino acids. The record is from RefSeq and is a predicted model, not a curated record. NCBI's taxonomy places the organism in Eukaryota, Fungi, Ascomycota, Sordariomycetes, Glomerellales, Glomerellaceae. Gene Ontology annotation, biological process: intracellular calcium ion homeostasis; calcium ion transmembrane transport. Gene Ontology annotation, molecular function: ATP hydrolysis activity; P-type calcium transporter activity; ATP binding.